Daktulosphaira vitifoliae (grape phylloxera) is the source of this 1623-nucleotide messenger RNA. It is a transcript of the gene PhKgamma, whose product is annotated as phosphorylase b kinase gamma catalytic chain, skeletal muscle/heart isoform. The coding region runs from base 69 to 1307 and encodes 412 amino acids. The record is from RefSeq and is a predicted model, not a curated record. Gene Ontology annotation, molecular function: ATP binding; phosphorylase kinase activity; calmodulin binding. Gene Ontology annotation, cellular component: phosphorylase kinase complex. Gene Ontology annotation, biological process: glycogen biosynthetic process; protein phosphorylation. NCBI's taxonomy places the organism in Eukaryota, Metazoa, Arthropoda, Insecta, Hemiptera, Phylloxeridae. The transcript has 10 exons.
AGAAUAGUUCAAGAAGAAAAUGAUGCCUCAUUAAUUUUUGAUAGGGGAUCUUAAAAUAAAAUUACAAAAUGGACAAUAAAGAUGAUGAAUUACCAGACAAAGAUGCGGCAAAAGAAUUUUACGCUCGAUAUGAACCUAAAGAAAUACUAGGAAGAGGAGUAAGUUCUACUGUUCGACGAUGUAUUGAAAAAGAAACUGGAAUUGAAUUUGCGGCAAAAAUUAUUGAUCUUAGCAAUGAUCCUGAAAAUAGAGAAGCAACUAUGGAGGAAAUUAAUAUUUUAAGAAUGGUUAUUGGACAUGAAUAUAUAAUUCAUUUGCAUGAUGUGUUUGAAUCAGAGACAUUCAUAUUUUUAGUUUUUGAACUUUGCAGAAACGGAGAACUUUUUGAUUAUUUAACCAAUGUAGUGACCUUGUCUGAAAAAAAAACAAGGUAUAUCAUGAGACAGUUAUUUGAAGCAUUACAACAUGUACACAAUCAAGGAGUUGUUCAUAGAGAUAUUAAACCUGAAAAUAUAUUAUUGGAUGAUGCUAUGGAUAUAAAAUUAACAGAUUUUGGUUUUGCUAGUGUAUUAAAGCCCGGACAACUACUUCGAGAUUUAUGUGGAACCCCUAAUUAUUUAGCUCCAGAAGUUUUAAGAGUCAAUAUGUUUGAUGAUGCUGAAGGAUAUGGAUUCUCUUGUGAUUUGUGGGCGUGUGGUGUAGUUAUGUAUACACUAUUAAUUGGUUGCCCUCCAUUUUGGCAUAGAAAACAAAUGAUUAUGUUAAGAAAUAUAAUGGAGGGAAAAUAUUCAUUUGACUCUCCUGAAUGGCAAGACAUUUCUGAAGCUCCUAAAGAUCUAAUUCGAAAACUCUUGGUAUUAAAUCCAAAUGAGAGGUUUACCGUUGAUGAAGCAUUAGAACAUCCCUUUUUCAAUGUUAAAAUGUUUGAUCAAGACAUCGUACCACUUAAAAGAACUCUAAGUAUGAAAUCAACAAAAUUUAAUGAAAUCUCCCAGCUUGCAAAACAAAUUAAGGUUCGACCUUUCAAUGCUCGAAAGAAGUUUCUAUAUGCAAUUCUAGUUGUUCGAGUUAUAAUAAGAUUAAUUCAUUUAUUACCUUGCUCAACUGGUAAAAUAUCUGUGACUUUGGCAAAGCAAGACCCCUAUAGACAUAAAAUUCUAAGAAAACUUAUUGAUGCUAUGGCAUUCAGGGUUUAUGGUCAUUGGAUUAAAAAAGGCGAAGGUCAAAACAGGGCAGCCCUUUUUGAAAAUAUACAUAAGACUGAACUAAAAGCUAUAUAUAUUAGUAAUUUGUCUCCAUCAGUGUAGAUAGAUUGAAAUGUUUUGCUUCUAUUUUGUUGGACAUUUUUUGAAGUACUCUAAGAAAAUCUUGAGUUACUGUGCUUCUAUAAUAGAUAUAUUUGAAAGCGUUAUUUUUUUUUCUGUAAAACAUUAUUUUUCUUUGUAUUACUGAAAACUGCGUUUUUAAAGUUUUAUUUAAAUUACUAGUCAAUUAGAUGUAUAUUUUUUGUGUUCAUAUUUUAAAAAUAGUUAAUUUUUCUUUAAACUAACCUAAUUAUUAUUAGUUACCUUAUUAGCUUACAAAUAUUUUUAUGUAGUUAUUUUUUGUUGAUCUAGCCAUAAU